Cricetulus griseus (Chinese hamster) is the source of this 1364-nucleotide messenger RNA. It is a transcript of the gene Slc35h1, whose product is annotated as solute carrier family 35 member C2. Gene Ontology annotation, cellular component: Golgi apparatus; cis-Golgi network; endoplasmic reticulum-Golgi intermediate compartment. Gene Ontology annotation, molecular function: antiporter activity. NCBI's taxonomy places the organism in Eukaryota, Metazoa, Chordata, Mammalia, Rodentia, Cricetidae. Gene Ontology annotation, biological process: UDP-glucose transmembrane transport. The record is from RefSeq and is marked provisional.
AGCCCCUUAGGUGAGGACUCCAUCUGGGGCCCAUUGCACAUCCCACAUCAUGGAGGUGAAGAGGACUCUUCCAGCUAGGGGAGCUGCCCUUUGAAAACCGGGGUCCAGUUCUGCUGGUUCUUCCUGCCAACCAUCUUCAAGAGAAGCUCCUGUUCCUGCUGGCCCACGGAUGGGGAGGUGGGCCCUUGACUUGGCCUUUGUGUGGAAGGCAGUGCUGACGCUGGGCCUGGUCCUCCUCUACUACUGCUUCUCUAUAGGCAUCACCUUCUACAACAAAUGGCUGACAAAGAGCUUCCACUUUCCCCUCUUCAUGACCAUGCUGCACCUGGCCGUGAUCUUCCUCUUCUCAGCCCUGUCCAGGGCGCUGGUUCAGUGCUCCAGCCACAGGGCCCGCGUGGUGCUCAGCUGGACUGAUUACCUCAGGAGAGUGGCCCCCACAGCACUGGCAACAGCACUUGAUGUGGGCUUGUCCAACUGGAGCUUUCUUUACAUCACUGUGUCACUGUACACAAUGACCAAAUCAUCUGCCGUGCUCUUCAUCCUGAUCUUCUCUCUGAUCUUCAAGCUGGAGGAGCUGCGUGCAGCCCUGGUCCUGGUGGUCCUUCUCAUCGCUGGGGGCCUCUUCAUGUUUACCUAUAAGUCCACACAGUUCAACGUGGAGGGCUUUGCCUUAGUGCUGGGGGCGUCGUUCAUCGGUGGCAUCCGCUGGACCCUUACACAGAUGCUUCUGCAGAAAGCUGACCUGGGCCUUCAGAACCCUAUCGACACCAUGUUCCACCUGCAGCCGCUCAUGUUUCUGGGUCUCUUCCCGCUCUUUGCCGUAUUUGAAGGUCUCCAUUUGUCCACCUCAGAGAAAAUCUUCCGCUUCCAAGAUGCAGGGCUGCUCCUGCGGGUUCUUGGGAGCCUCUUCCUUGGCGGGAUUCUAGCCUUUGGUCUGGGCUUCUCUGAGUUCCUCCUUGUGUCCAGAACAUCCAGCCUCACUCUCUCCAUCGCCGGCAUCUUUAAGGAAGUCUGCACCCUGCUGUUGGCGGCUCACCUGCUGGGUGAUCAGAUCAGCCUCCUGAACUGGCUGGGCUUUGCCCUCUGCCUCUCUGGCAUCUCCCUGCAUGUGGCCCUCAAGGCCCUGCAUUCCAGAGGUGAUGGUGGCCCUAAGCUCCCGAAGGGCCUGGGCCCCAGCGCUGACCUCGAGCUGCUGCUCCAGAGCAGCCAGCGGGAGGAAGAAGACGAUGAUUAUUUUGUGACCUAGGGGCAACAAUGACCAGUCCGGGAGCAGCAGAAGCAGGCCGCACUGCUGGCAACUCUUGGUGGGGGCUGGGAGCCCAGCUGCAAGUGGUGGUCUGAGUCACCUGUAGGACCUGGGGGGA